Anguilla rostrata (American eel) is the source of this 967-nucleotide messenger RNA. Its product is annotated as lens fiber membrane intrinsic protein-like. The transcript has 5 exons. NCBI's taxonomy places the organism in Eukaryota, Metazoa, Chordata, Actinopteri, Anguilliformes, Anguillidae. The record is from RefSeq and is a predicted model, not a curated record. The coding region runs from base 163 to 684 and encodes 173 amino acids. Gene Ontology annotation, cellular component: plasma membrane. Gene Ontology annotation, molecular function: structural constituent of eye lens.
UUUGGCCUGGGGUGUCCUCUUUGACAUUUCGCUCGCUGCGGCGUCGUACUGUCCAUCUGUCUCCCUCUAUCCUCUCUUUUUCUCCUCUCUCUCCCUCUCUCUCUCUCUCUCUCUCUCUGGAAAGUCUGUAAUUCAAGAGGGUCUCUUCCUGAAGAUUUGAGGAUGUACAGUUUCAUGGGUGGAGGGCUUUUCUGUGCGAUUGUGGGGAACAUCCUGCUGGUGGUGUCCUGCGCCACAGACUACUGGAUGCAGUACAGACUGUCGGGCAGCUUCGCCCACCAGGGCCUGUGGAGGUACUGCAUGACCAACAAGUGCUACAUGCAGACCGACAGCAUCGCCUACUGGAACGCCACUCGUGCGUUUAUGAUCUUGUCGGCGAUGUCCUGUUUUUCGGGAAUCAUUGCCGGGAUCCUCUCCUUCGCCCACUUCUCCGCCUUUGAGAGGUUCAACCGAUCCUUCGCAGCUGGGAUUAUGUUCUUCAUCUCCACUCUGUUUGUGCUGCUGGCCAUGGCCAUUUACACGGGGGUGACGGUGAACUUCCUGGGGAAGCGCUUCGGAGACUGGCGCUUCUCCUGGUCCUACAUCCUGGGCUGGGUGGCCCUGCUCAUGACCUUUUUUGCAGGCAUAUUUUACAUGUGCGCCUACAGAAUGCACGAGUGCAGGCGGAUGGCUGGGCCGCGGUAAAAUGAGAAAUAAUGAUUGAAAGAGAGAAGAACAUGAACAAUUCAGACAAUUUGCUUUAUUGGCAGUGUGCAAUGGGGAGAGCGAGGGGAGGUUGGACAUGCCAACGUUCUUCGGGAAAAAACAUUUGCAUGGAUAUCUGACUUCACAUUUAAAGAACAAACAAACACUGGACAAAAUAUUUCAAUGUCAAUUUACAUACACGCCGAGAGUAGAAAAUGCAUUCAUACUUGGCAGAAUUUUCAAUAAAGUGAAAAGUGGAACCUGGCUUUCCAAUGAUUUGAAA